Molecule: messenger RNA, 1352 nt
Organism: Solanum pennellii
Lineage: Eukaryota; Viridiplantae; Streptophyta; Magnoliopsida; Solanales; Solanaceae
Product: delta(12)-fatty-acid desaturase FAD2-like
Exons: 2
Coding region: 70-1209 (379 amino acids)
Biological process (GO): lipid metabolic process
Molecular function (GO): oxidoreductase activity, acting on paired donors, with oxidation of a pair of donors resulting in the reduction of molecular oxygen to two molecules of water
Source: RefSeq, a predicted model, not a curated record
CAACUUUUAGGUAAUUAAAAAGAUCGAUCUGUUUUGAACUUUGAGAUUUAGGAUAUAUCAAAAGCAAAAAUGGGAGGUGGUGGUAAUUCUAUGUAUAAUCCAACAACUAAAAAUCGAGUUCCAAGUUCAAAGCCCCCUUUUACAAUUGGUGAUAUCAAGAAGGCUAUCCCUCCUCAUUGCUUUCAACGCUCUCUCGUUCGCUCCUCUUCCUAUCUUAUUUACGAUCUCAUACUUGUCUUCAUUUUCUAUUACAUCGCCUCCACUUACUUCCACGUCCUUCCAAAACCGUAUUAUUCAUACCUAGCAUGGCCUAUUUAUUGGAUCGUUCAAGGAUGUGUUUGCACCGCACUAUGGGUCAUUGCCCAUGAAUGUGGCCACCAAUCCUUUAGUGAUUACCAAUGGAUAAAUGACACUAUCGGUUUUAUCCUCCACUCUUCACUUUUAACACCAUACUUCUCAUGGAAAUAUAGUCAUCGUCGUCAUCACUCCAAUACUAAUUCCCUUGAGCAUGAUGAAAAUCAUGUGCCCAAACUUGAAGUCAAACUAAAAUGGUACACUAAAUUAUACGUGAAUAAUCCGCUUGGACGAUUAUUAUUAAUUGUCUUCACACUCACUGCUGGCUUACCUUUAUACUAUGCCAUCAAUAUAGCCGGUAGACCUUAUGAUCGUUUUGCAAGUCAUUUUGAUCCAUAUAGCCCUAUUUACAAUGACCGUGAGAGAAUACAAAUUUACAUCUCAGAUGCAGGUGUGAUUGCAACUAUUUAUUUAUUAUAUCGCGUUGCUCUAACACAAGGCCUAACUUGGGUUAUAUGCAUCUAUGGAGUACCCCUUGUAAUUGUGAAUGGAUUCAUAGUGUUAAUAACUUUACUACAUCACACUCAUGCUUCAUUGCCACAUUAUGAUUCAUCAGAGUGGAGUUGGCUAAAAGGAGCUCUAGCUACGGUAGAUAGAGACUAUGGUGUUCUAAAUAAAGUGUUUCAUCAUAUCGUAGAUACACACGUUCUACAUCAUCUAUUUUCAAGUAUACCACAUUAUCAUGCUGUCGAGGCAACCAAGGCCAUCAAGCCGUUACUAGGAGAAUACUACCAAUUUGAUGCAACUCCAUUUUACAAAGCAAUAUGGAGGGAUUUUAAUGAGUGUCAAUAUGUGGAGAAAGAUGAAGCAUCUCAACAUCAGGGUAUUUUCUGGUAUACAAAUUACAACACAUAAUAUUCAUUCCUUAACAAUAACUGGCUAAAUGUGUUAGCCAAUUCAUGAGUUGUUGUUAUUAGUAUUUUGGAUUGUGUGUUCUCAUAAUAAUAAUAUUGUUACUUCAUUUUUAUUGUAGAAACAUUGUUAAGUAAUUGGAAAUA